UGGGGGUGGGGGGGUGCUUCAUGUUUGAAUUCUGAGACUCCACCUUCUGUCGCUUAUAUGAGCGAUCGUACAUUGACGGCAUAACGAGCAGACGAAUUAGGAGCCAUGCCGUCGGCAGGAUUGGAGAUACUAGGAGUGACGCUAGCCGUCCUAGGUUGGAUCUUAGGCCUGACAUCCUGCGUAUUGCCCAUGUGGCGAGUAUCGGCGUUUAUCGGCGUCAACAUCGUGACGGCGCAGACCAUCUGGGAGGGUAUCUGGAUGAACUGCGUGGUGCAGAGCACGGGCCAGAUGCAGUGUAAACUCCACGAUUCUAUGCUAGCUCUCAGCGGCGACCUACAGGCCGCCCGGGCUCUCACCGUCAUCUCCAUUGUGGUGGGCCUGACGGGCCACUUGGUGGCUAUGAUGGGGGCCAAAUGCACCAAUUGCGUGGAGGAUGAGCGCGCCAAAGCUCGGGUGAUGAUCGGUGCCGGAGCGGCGUUCGUUUUGGCGUCUUUGACCCAACUCAUUCCGGUGUCGUGGUCUGCUAAUGCUAUCAUCUCGGAGUUCUACAAUCCCAUCAUCCCCGAAGCCCAGAAGAGGGAGAUUGGGGCGGCUCUGUACGCCGGGUGGGCGUCCGCCGCCUUCUUGCUUCUCGGCGGAGCCAUCCUCUGCUCCAGCUGCCCGCCUGAGCCCGAGAAGAGGUACGGGCCCCCGUCCAAGAUUAUAUAUCCGCCGAGCAGAUCCAUCCCCGUGAGCGGCUACGAGCAGAAAAACUACGUGUAAUGGGACUUUUAAUGGACAAGGUGUUUCUAACUGCGUUCCAUACUGGUGUCAAAAAAUCUGUAAAUCACUCAUUUUCAAGGGAAAUAUUUUAUCAGUGACACGAUAGACAUUCAUUUAUUAUUAUUAUUAUUGUUUUUUUUUUUAAAACAAGAUUAAACUUUUAAUAGUAGAUUUUUUCCCCCUUGAAUUUCACUUUUUUUUUUUUGCAUUUUACUGAUAGCAGAAUUUCACUUGUUUUUGCAGAUUUUUUUUUUGUGGUUUCAUUAUUUUUAAACAGAAUUUCACUUUCCUUUUUAGGAGCUUUACUAUAAGUGGAAUUUCACAUUUUGCUGAAUAAAUUUUUUAGGGCAGGGAGUAUCACUUUUUUUUUUUUUUUUUUUUGGCAGAUUCACUUUGUAUUUGUUUAACAUAUUUUUUUAAUUUUUAAAAAAUGUAAUUUUUUUUUUAAAUGCAGAAUUUCAAAUGCUUAAGUUGAAUUUCAUAUGUUUUGUUUUUUAUUGUUCUUAAUUUCUUUCUUUUUUUUCUUUUCAUGCAGAAUAUCCCUUUUUUUUUUUUUUUUUUUUUUUUUUUUUUGCAGAAUUUCACUUUUUUUGUUCUUGAUCUAAGUUACCUGAUCGGGAAACUCAUUUCACAUAUUCGUAAAUUGCAAAUGUAUGCCUGAGUGUUUUUACCAUCUAGUAAACUAAGGCAACCCAUAAAAUAAAUAUCAAAAACCUGGCACUCGUGAAGAUCAGCAAAAAUGUCGUUAACUCAUUCCCUGCCAUUGACGACAAUAGACGUCCGAUCAUUUGCAACUGACCUCUCCCAGUUCAAAUGGAUUGGACAUCUAUGGCCAUUUAUGGCAAACAAUGAGUUGACUUAUUCACUGGAUACUGUCCCAGGAAAAAUAUUAAGUAUCAGUGUAAACAUUUUUGACGAUCAUUAAUUUUUUGUGGGUUUUUUCUGUCAAGGAUUUCCAGUUCCUAUUCUUUGCAAAUUUGUAUUAACACGAACACACAGUUUGGAUGUUAAAAAGAAAAAAUCCUCUGUAAACUUUUAUAUUUGAUAUUGUUGAUAUUGAUGAUAUGAGGCCUAAUUAAAUAAGGCGGACUGAUAUUAUUGAGGAAUAGAAAAGGGGGGUAGGUUUUAAUAAGCAUAUGCUUCAUCCUACUCCUUUUUGAACACAAUGAAUAAAUUCUAAUAUUUAUUAUUAUUAUUGUCUUAAAUAUUGUUGCUGUUAUCUCAAGUAUUAUAAUUGGUUUGUAUUUUUUGUUUUGUUUUGUUUUGUUUUGUUUUUUUGUUUAUAACUUUUAUUUUCUCAUGUCCAAAAUAAAGCAUUCUCAUUCUCAUUCUCAUAUUUAA
Corythoichthys intestinalis (scribbled pipefish) is the source of this 2103-nucleotide messenger RNA. Its product is annotated as claudin-4-like. Gene Ontology annotation, molecular function: structural molecule activity. NCBI's taxonomy places the organism in Eukaryota, Metazoa, Chordata, Actinopteri, Syngnathiformes, Syngnathidae. The record is from RefSeq and is a predicted model, not a curated record. The transcript has a single exon. The coding region runs from base 106 to 762 and encodes 218 amino acids. Gene Ontology annotation, biological process: cell adhesion; bicellular tight junction assembly. Gene Ontology annotation, cellular component: plasma membrane; bicellular tight junction.